CCACAAAUACAUCCGUAAUAAUCUAAAAGACCACUGCUUUUUUUUUUACCUCGUACCUCAGAUUGUUUCACACUUCAUCAACUUAAGAGCAACCAAUUUUGUCGAUUAGGGUUUUGAUAAUGGAUCCAAACUUGGAGUAUUACGACGAGAGUAUCUUACUAAACCCGAAUCUUGAUUCAUUCUCAUCUCUUGAUUUCGAUCAAAACCCUAAUUUUCUUACUGAUCCAACUGAGAGACAGUAUUAUCCUCCAUCAUCUGAUGAAAACGAUUCAUCAAACACACUGCUGAAAUACGUGAGCCAGAUCCUUAUGGAAGAGAGUAUUGGUGAUAAGCAAUCUAUGUUCUACGAUUCAUUAGCUUUACGAAAAACGGAAGAAAUGUUGCAGCAAGUGAUUACUGAUUCCCAAGCUCACUCCUUUAGCUCUGAUUCGAUGAUUACUACAACCACUAGUGAUGAGUUUUGGAAAAGUAGUAGUAGUAGCAGCAUCGAUUCCUCUGGUUCCGCAAAAAUCGGUACUCGUCCACUUGUGAAUGAGAUUCUGGUUAAGAGUAUGUUUAGUGAUGCAGAAUCAGCUCUACAGUUCAAGAAAGGGCUUGAAGAAGCUAGCAAGUUCCUUCCUAAUAGUGACCAAUGGGUUAUGAAUCUUGAAACCGAGAAGCCCGUUUCUGUUAAACAGGAGAUUGGAUUGUCUGAUCAGUCAAGAGUUAAGAAGAAUCAUGAAAGAGAAGUUCUUGAUUUCGAGGAAACUAGGAGCAGUAAGCAAUCUGCAGGGAAUGUGGAAGAUGGGAAGAUAACUGAUAUGUUUGAUAAGGUUUUGCUUCUUGACGAUGAAUGUGAUCCACCAACAGUGUUAGAGGAUAAGAAGAGAGGAGAGAUAAAGAAGAAGAAGAACAAGAACAAGAAGAGUAGUAGUGGCCACGUGGUUGAUUUCCGCACGCUUCUCACUCUAUGCGCACAAGCCAUUUCCACAGGUGAUAAAACCACAGCUCUUGAUUUACUGUUCCAGAUUAGGCAACAAUCCUCUCCUCUAGGUGACGCGUUACAGAGACUCGCUCAUUGUUUCGCAAACGCGCUCGAGGCUCGUUUACAAGGAAGCACCGGUCCAAUGAUCCAAACCUAUUACGAUGCUAUAACCUCUUUGAAAGAAACCGCUGCAGAUACACUCAAAGCGUACAGAGUCUAUCUAUCUUCGUCUCCGUUUGUCACUUUAAUGUACUUCUUCUCCUUUAGGAUGAUCCUAGACGCGGCUAAAGACGCAUCUGUUCUUCACAUAGUCGAUUUCGGUAUCCUCUACGGGUUUCAAUGGCCUAUGUUCAUCCAAUACAUAUCGAACCGGAAAGACGUGCCAAGAAAGCUACGUAUCACCGGUAUAGAGCUUCCUCAACGCGGUUUACGUCCUGCGGAACGUAUAGAGGAGACCGGACGUAGAUUGGCUGAGUACUGUGACCGGUUUAACGUACCGUUCGAGUACAAAGCCAUUGCUUCUCAGAACUGGGAAACAAUCCGGAUUCAAGAUCUUGAUAUAAGACCAAACGAAGUUUUAGCGGUUAAUGCAGGACUCAGGCUCAAGAACCUUCAAGAUGAGACAGGAGGUGAAGAGAAUUGCCCGAGAGACGCUGUUUUGAAGCUGAUAAGGAGCAUGAACCCUGACGUUUUUGUUCACUCGAUAGUCAACGGUUCGUUCAACGCACCGUUCUUUACAUCCCGGUUUAAAGAAGCGGUUUACCAUUACUCUGCGCUUUUCGAUAUGUUUGAUUCGACGUUGCCUAGGGAUAACCAAGAAAGGAUUAGGUUCGAGAGGGAGUUUUAUGGAAGAGAGGCGAUGAAUGUGAUAGCUUGUGAGGAAGGGGAUAGGGUGGAGAGACCGGAGACGUAUAGGCAGUGGCAGGUGAGGAUGGUUAGGGCCGGUUUUCGACAGAAACCGGUUAAGGCUGAGAUGGUUGAGUUGUUUAGGGAGAAGCUGAAGAAAUGGAGGUAUCAUAAAGAUUUUGUGGUUGAUGAAAAUAGUAAAUGGUUGUUACAAGGCUGGAAAGGCCGGACUCUUUAUGCUUCUUCGUGUUGGGUUCCUUCCUAGUGAUGAAUGAUGAUGAUAAGUGUUUUAGUUUUGUAACAAAAAAAAUCAUGUAAUCUUAGGAAUAUAUAUGUUAGGUUUUUCAAGAAUCUUUAGCUCAAAUAUUUGUACAGUAUAUAUAGUUGUUAUACAGUAUUUGUAUGAGAAGUGUAACAUAAUAA
Eutrema salsugineum is the source of this 2233-nucleotide messenger RNA. RefSeq names its product scarecrow-like protein 34. Bases 120 to 2075 code for a protein of 651 amino acids. Gene Ontology annotation, molecular function: sequence-specific DNA binding; DNA-binding transcription factor activity. Lineage: Eukaryota; Viridiplantae; Streptophyta; Magnoliopsida; Brassicales; Brassicaceae. Gene Ontology annotation, biological process: regulation of DNA-templated transcription. The transcript has 2 exons. Gene Ontology annotation, cellular component: nucleus. The record is from RefSeq and is a predicted model, not a curated record.